Messenger RNA from Scomber scombrus (Atlantic mackerel), 2004 nucleotides. It is a transcript of the gene ptpdc1b, whose product is annotated as protein tyrosine phosphatase domain containing 1b. Gene Ontology annotation, biological process: protein dephosphorylation; cilium assembly. The record is from RefSeq and is a predicted model, not a curated record. Lineage: Eukaryota; Metazoa; Chordata; Actinopteri; Scombriformes; Scombridae. Gene Ontology annotation, molecular function: protein tyrosine/serine/threonine phosphatase activity. The transcript is spliced from 9 exons. The coding region runs from base 1 to 2004 and encodes 667 amino acids.
AUGGCACUCCAUGCAAACUCAAGAGGUGGAGCUCUGAUGGAAUACAUCAGAGCCCCAAGGGCAAAAUACACAAUAGUAGGAGAAGCUAUACGCCACGUCAUCCCUGGACAUAUGCAAUGUUCAAUCGGCUGUGGAGGUCAAACCUGCAAGUAUGACAACCCAAAUUACUGGAGUGAAGACCAACAGGCUAUACAAGGCCUUUACUCAUCCUGGGUUACUGAUCAUCUUCUCGCUAUGUCCAGACCAUCAACAGAAUUAAUUAAGAAAUAUAACAUAAUUGAUCAGUUCAAAAGGAAUGGUAUUAAAACAGUGGUCAACCUACAGAUACCUGGUGAACAUGCCAGCUGUGGAAACCCUCUGGAGCCAGGCAGCGGCUUCUCAUAUAACCCAGAGGCCUUCAUGGAGAACAAUAUUUAUUUCUACAAUUUUGGCUGGAGUGACUAUGGGGUGGCAAACCUCACUGCUGUGCUGGACAUGGUGAAGGUCAUGGCCUUUGCAUUGGAGGAGGGAAAGAUAGCUGUCCACUGUCACGCUGGUCUUGGCAGAACAGGUGUACUGUUAGCAUGUUUCUUAGCCUUUACCACCAGGAUGACUGCUAACCAGGCUAUUUUAUAUGUGCGUGCUAAACGCCCUGGCUCCAUCCAGACCCGAGGUCAACUGCGUUGUGUCAGAGAGUUUGUCCAGUUCCUUUCCCCUUUGAGGAGUGUGUUUUCCUGUGCUGAACCACGAUCCAAUCCAGUCACCCUGUCCCAGUACCUAAACCGCCAGAGACACAUACUGCACGGCUAUGAGAGGAAAGAACUGAGGUACCUACCAAAAAUUGUCCAAUUAGUGUCCAGGCUGCUAUUGGACAUUGCAGAGAAUCGACAGGUAAUUGAGGAGGACAUUUUGGAGGCACCCGAUAUUGAUGACAUUGAAAUGACACUCAGCAUCAUUGAGAAGAUGGGCUCUGAUUUAUGUGUAAAGGAGCCCCGCUUACCAGGUUCUCCCACCUUACCCAGACAUUUCAAUGAGCCACCCAUUUUCUACCAUCGAAAAAGUCUGAGCUACAGUGAGUCAGACUUGACGCGAUUGGGCUCGCAGCUCAACAUCCUCUCACCUCUCAGCUCUCUCUCGCAGAGUAAUGUGGUCAAAGACCUUUCUCCAUCUGAGGCCGUUCUCCCUGCAAAGCGGUCUCCAAGUUACAGUAACAGUAACACAUCUGAAAUCUCAUACAGCUCAGCAGGCUCACUCUGGCAAGUCAAGAAUGUUGGAAGCCCAAAAGAUGUAUCUGUUCUGUUAAAGAAAGUGAAGAAGAAAACCAUCCAACGCACUGAGUCUAUGAGAAACGAAGGACCGGUCAAAAAGGGUAGCAUACUGUUUAGGUGGAGGGCAGAACAGAGGGAGGAGUUAGCAACAAAUGGGGAGAGAUCACAAGGCGUAGAGGAAGAGCAAUCAGAGGUUCCCUUUAUCACGCUGCAGUCAGAGUUGUCCCUGGAGGCCAGGAGGUUGUUGGUGGCACAAGCCCUGGCAGUGGACCUUUUUCUUGAUGGGGAAGAAGAGCACAAGAGCAGAGUCUUAUCCUGGCAGGCAGAGCUGAACCAAGGCGGUGCAUGGGAAAGGCUGUGUAUGGAACGUGAUCCCUUCAUCCUCACUGGGCUGAUGUGGGCAUGGUUGGAGCAGCUUAAAGAGCCAGUUAUUGGCCUCCAGGAUGUCCAAGCCCUGAAACCCUAUAAUGGAGAUGCUAAAACUGUUCUCAACACACUUGACCAGGCCCCUAAAGAAACCUUAACAUGCAUACUAGAUUGCAUGGCUCAUAUGUUGAUAAUACCUGAAGAGGUUGAAAAUACAUUCCUGAAUCGUACUAUCAAGGCUUUCACUUGGAUGGAAAGUAACUCAGUGGAUGGAUACAAUGUAUACGAGUCCAUGACUUCAGUCCUAAGGUGCGUCCUUGAGGACUUGAGAUUUAUAGCCAUUGAAGAAGAUGAGAAACCUUCCCUUCCUUCCCUCCAUAUCGAGGCAUGA